Molecule: messenger RNA, 1886 nt
Organism: Mobula hypostoma (lesser devil ray)
Lineage: Eukaryota; Metazoa; Chordata; Chondrichthyes; Myliobatiformes; Myliobatidae
Product: keratin, type II cytoskeletal 8-like
Exons: 9
Coding region: 42-1385 (447 amino acids)
Biological process (GO): intermediate filament organization; keratinization
Cellular component (GO): keratin filament
Molecular function (GO): structural constituent of skin epidermis
Source: RefSeq, a predicted model, not a curated record
CUUUGAACUGACCUGAACAAGCACCUCUAGAGAAAGCCAAAAUGCUGUCCACAAAGCAGACUGAACACAUCAUCGGCAGCCGAGCAAGCUACAGCCGUUCUUCCAGCUCUGAAUCUACUAGGACCACAGUUUCAAGUAUGAAGGCUGUGGAGCGAGUUAGUUCCCCAUCUUACCAAACUGUCAUCAGCACUUCCACUACUUCCACUCAGGAUAUCGACCCGCUUAUCCAAGCAAUUCGCCGAGAAGAAAAAGAACAGAUUAAGACACUCAACAAUCGUUUUGCUGGCUUCAUUAACAAGGUUCGUUACCUUGAGCAACAAAACAAAGUUUUGGAGACCAAAUGGUCUCUCUUGCAGCAGCAGGGAGGCUACAGUUCCAACAAUGAGGAUAUGUACAAGGCAUACAUCAAUGCCCUGACCCGACAGCUGGAAACCUUUAACCAAGACAAGUUACGAUUGGACAGUGAGUUGGAACAGAUGCACAAGACGGUGACUGGUCUCAAAAUCCAGUAUGAAGAUGAGAUGAAUAAUCGUGCAGGGAUGGAGAAUGAUUUUGUCACUUUGAAGAAGAGGGUCGAUGAUUCAUAUCUGACAAAACAUCAGCUUGCGGAUUCACUCGAUGGACUUAUCAGUGAGCUCGACUUCCUGAAACAGGUCUAUGAAGAGGAAAUCCACGAACUGCAUUCACAAAUCAAGGAUGUUGCUGUCACUGUUGAACUUAAUAACUACCGUGAGCUGGACCUUCAGGAACUUGUUGCUAACAUGAAGGAGCAAUACGAACUGUUGGCAUCUAAGGGUCGUAACGAGGUUCAGGCUGUGUACAAAUCCAAGUACAAUCAACUCUCCCAGUCUGCUGGAAAGUAUGAUGAUGAACUGCGUGUCCUCAAGAGUGACAUUACAGACACGGUCAGGAGAAUCACAAAAAUCAAUACUGAAGUAGAAACCCUUAAGAACCAGCGGGUUGUGUUAGAAACAGCAAUCACUGAAGCUGAAGAACGAGGAGAGCUAAGUUUGAGAAGCGUCAAGGCUAAGAUUGCUGAAAAAGAUAAUGAAAUAUUCAAGGCCAAGCAGGAAGCAGCCAAGAAAAUGCAUGAAUACCAGGAACUAAUGAACGUCAAAAUUGCUCUGGAUUUUGAAAUUCAAACCUACAGGAAAAUGCUGGAGGGAGAGGAGACCAGGAUUGGUCAGAAACCAAAGGCAAUUCUUCAUCUUAACACCACACCAAUGGUAUCAGACUUUGGAAGUUCCAGUUCAUCAUAUUCCAGAAGUUAUUCAACUGAGCACCAGGAAGUCGCAGGGAAUAUGCAAAAUUUCUCCAGUGGCUCAACUGGAAGGAAAGCAGUCAUGGUGAAAACAGUUCAGGCGGUUGAAAGAAAAACAAAUUGAAAACAGCAAAUGGUGACCAGUUUUAAACACAAUGUACCAAAUAAGAAGUAACAACACACAUAAAGAAACUUCCUUUUAAUUAUAAUAAUCAAGACAACUCAUUCUUCUCUCCAUUUCAUUAGUGUAAGUUACACAUGUGGUCAGUAUCUUCCUGGGCUAAAAUUGUUAAAUCAAUUCCAUUGCCAUUUCAUCCUGCAGGUCAUUAUGGUAAUACUGGAUAUUAAUAAUCUUUGUCAGAAUCAGAAAAAUUAAAAUGUUCCGAAAUAAUUGACCAUCAAAUUCUCUGAAUAGAAUAUUAAAUCGUAAAAAACUUACAGUGAUUGUAUCAAGGGAAGAAUGAAAAGAUAAUUAUAUUUUCACUGGGCUAUUCUUUGAUCGAAAUUCUUAUGAUUGCAUCUGAGUGUCAAUUAAAUGUAAACACUGAUGCUUCAUGUUAUAUUAACUUGCAGCUUUGCUUCAUAUAAUAAACUUCAUUCCAAUGACAAACUUCUGUUGAAUGCA